AUACUGUGCCGAGGCGGCUGCAUGAUGAUGUAGGCUACCAAUGUCAUUCACCGAACUUUAAUCAUAUUACAAAUUGAGAGCUAAAACAGUAUUACAAGAUUGUUUACAUGUUACGACAUGAGUUAAAUAAGGACAAAUGCUUCCGGGGUUCAAGGGUGGUCGAUGGUUUGAACAAGUUUGAAAUUGUACCGCGCGCACAUGUGGGAAAUAUAAAAGAGCACAUGACAAAAAUGUAAAAACUGUUCAUGAACAGUGCAAGAGCCGUGUUUUGUGUUUUGCUGGCGCUGGGAUGGACCGGUUUGUGACAGCAAGCAGGAAAAGGAAAAGGCAUGUUGGAGGAGAACUUGACCAAGCUUCUCACAGCAAGAAGAGCAGAGAAGCUCCUGAAGAAGAGCUGGAGGAGGAUUAUGGAGAAGAAGAAGAAGAAGAAGACAUGUUGCUUAAGGAGUUCUCUCAGCCAAUACCAUGGCGGAAAAUUGAAGCAGAGGGUCUGGACUGUGACUACUGCCUAUUGUUCAAGACAGAUGAAGCAAAUGAGUUGUUCAAUGCAUUGGAGAGGGAGCUUGAGUACUUUACAGGUGACCAGGCCAAAGUGCAGGUGUUUGGGAAGUCCUACAGUGUUCCACGGAAGCAAGCGACCUAUGGCGAUGAGGGACUCAUGUACUCUUUCUCUGGGGUGCAUCUUCUUGCUCGAACCUGGACCCCAACACUGGAGAACAUACGGGAUACAGUCACCAAGGCAACUGGGCACACUUUCAACUUUGUGUUAGUCAACAGGUACAAAGAUGGUCUUGACCACAUGGGGGAGCACCGUGACGAUGAGCGAGAGCUAGACCCCAGCUGUCCCAUUGCAUCAGUGUCUUUAGGAGCAGCGCGGGAUUUUGUGUUCCGACACCGGAACAGUCGUGGGGGUGCUGGGAGAGGCGGACCACCGCCAGUCAAACUAGAACUGGCUCAUGGUAGCCUGCUGCUUAUGAAUGCCCCCACCAACACAAACUGGUACCACAGCCUGCCCGUGCGCAAGAAGUCCCAGAUGCCCCGCAUCAACCUCACCUUCAGGCGCAUACUCAAGAAGCUGAAAUGACCAAAGAACCUGAGACAAAAAAGCACUGACAUAAGCUCUAACAUAACAGGUCCCUCAUGCCCCAACUCUCCUUUACUGUGAUGCAGCCCUGAGGACAAGCUCUCAGCUUCACCUGCACUCGCUCAUAUAUGGGAAUAGGAACAACAAACUAUGUGUCUUAAAAGAUGUUAAGUUGUGCUUGUUUGUUUCACACUGUGUGUAAAUGUCUUUCUGCAGCAAAUUACAACCAAUAUCACUUAGUAUAAUUAAAACAAAACACAUUACAACAUGUUUACAAGGAAAAGUACUUUUAUUUGUUUUUUUUUUAUAAAACCAAUAAGUACAUAUAGAAUAAAUAAGUGAAACGCAAUCAUAACCUCUGUACAAGAAUUUACUAAUGCAGAGUGAAAAACAAUAAACCAGAAAACUAAACAAA
Molecule: messenger RNA, 1499 nt
Organism: Alosa sapidissima (American shad)
Lineage: Eukaryota; Metazoa; Chordata; Actinopteri; Clupeiformes; Clupeidae
Gene: alkbh2
Product: alkB homolog 2, alpha-ketoglutarate dependent dioxygenase
Exons: 4
Coding region: 290-1084 (264 amino acids)
Biological process (GO): DNA repair
Source: RefSeq, a predicted model, not a curated record